This is a messenger RNA of Dictyostelium discoideum AX4, 273 nucleotides long. RefSeq lists its product as hypothetical. The coding region runs from base 1 to 273 and encodes 90 amino acids. The transcript has 2 exons. The record is from RefSeq and is a predicted model, not a curated record. Lineage: Eukaryota; Evosea; Eumycetozoa; Dictyosteliales; Dictyosteliaceae.
AUGUUUGAAAAUAAAUAUAUAGAUAAAAUCAAUACUUUAGCAUUUAAAGAAUCUCCCAAAACACUUUUAGAACUAAUUACUAUUUUAAGGAUUUAUGAUAAGUAUAGAGAUGAUGAAUCAAUUAGAAUUUUUACUGCAGAAUAUUUCACGCGUUACCACAGUGAUAAAUAUCUUCAUUAUGUGGAUAAAAAAGGUCACACUGAUUUCAUUUUAAAUUGUUUCUUUGAUGAUUCAAAAGAAGUUUUUACAGAAAUGAGUGGAUAUAAACCUUAA